Molecule: messenger RNA, 2779 nt
Organism: Sceloporus undulatus (fence lizard)
Lineage: Eukaryota; Metazoa; Chordata; Lepidosauria; Squamata; Phrynosomatidae
Gene: SHISAL1
Product: shisa like 1
Exons: 5
Coding region: 65-862 (265 amino acids)
Source: RefSeq, a predicted model, not a curated record
CCGGAGCCAAGGAAGGCGGAGGGACUGGGAGUGGAAGCACUGGGCGGCGGAGCCUGGCCGCGGGAUGCGCUCCCUCCGUCGCCCCAAGGAGCAGCAGCACCAGCAGCAGCACCACCAUCGCCAGCAGCAGCAGAGGACAGCGGGGUGGCGCCCUGCCCAGGGCCACGAUCGGGGGCCCGGUCCAGGACGAAGAGCAGCAGCAGCAGCAGCAGGAAGGCAUGGAGCCCCUGCCUCUCAGCAGGUAAUUCUCAGACGGAUCAAUGAAAACAAAACGAUGACAAGUUGUGGUCUACAGUCCUUAAAUACACUGAUGGUCGUGUUCUCUGUGCUCUUGCCAGCAGCACUAUCCGCACAUUUUCGCGUCUGUGAGCCAUAUACAGACUACAAAGGCCGCUCCCAUUUUGGAUUCCACUGUCCACGUCUUUCUGACAAUAAAUCAUACAUCUUUUGCUGUCACCAUAACAACACCGUGUUUAAAUAUUGCUGUAAUGAGACAGAGUUUCAGACUGUUAUGCAGAUGAACCUAACAGUGGAAACAGAUGGAUAUAUGCAUAAUAAUUACAGUGCAUUGCUAGGAGUGUGGAUCUAUGGCUUUUUUGUUGUGGUCUUGCUGGUACUGGACCUUUUGUAUUACUCCUCAAUGAACUACGAUAUUUGCAAACUAUACCUAGCAAGUUGGGGAAUCCAGGGGAAAUGGAUGAAACCGGAACCAAGCCGGUGGAUUAAACCUUCUCAGGACCCAAGACAAGUACAGACUCAGGCUCAACCUCAGCCUACACCUCAAACAUCGCAGGCAGUACAUGCGUUAAAAGGAGAAGCUUUAAAUCCACCGCUGAUGUCUUUUCCAAGUUCAACUGCCUGAAAAACAUUUUGAUGUGCCUCAAGAUGGGAGAGGUAAGAUUACAGUGCGAGAAGAGCAGCUUUGUCCAACAAGAAGAAAUUCCUGAACUAAAAAAAACCCUCAGAGGAGAUGGCAAUUCAUCUAGCUGUUUGGAGAGAACCGUCACGGUGGCACUUGAUGACAUGAAGAAAUAGUGGUGAGGAGACAGUAUGCAAGCAAUAUCUUGAGAGAAGGAACAGCUUUCAUGAAAAAGGACAAAUGUAUUUGAGGGAAUGCUUACAGCAAUGAAAACCAUGUUGUUCCAGUGGGAAUCCAAGUUGAGAGUGGACACAUGCUAUAAUGUGAACCUUUGGUAGUUAUAGUUUAUUUGCCUCCCUCGUCUAUUAAAUUGCCAUUUGAGCCUACUCUUACAUGUCAAAAUAAUAAAUGCAAGUUUUUUCCAAAGUUCUCUAGUGAAUACUGUUACAAUAAGGUAGAUAGAGAUCCGCAUUAUUUCAAUUUUUUUUUCUUACACAACAGAGCCUUCUUUUGAAACCCAGGAAAGGAGAAAAGCUCUCAUUGUGAUCUUCCCAUUUUUAUCCAUGACACAUGGCAAGCAUUGGUUUCAUUUUCCUGAGCACACUGCAGCAGCUUCUCUUGCCUGCGCUGAUGGGGAAUUUGAGGGAGGGUACCCCUUCCAUUGUGACCCCCAACUGGAAAAAAAUAAAUUAAAAACACCUGUAAUAAUAUAAAGCAAUAAAAUAGACGUCCUCCAUUAAACAAGGCCAUAGUUCAGUGUUGUUAUUGUGAGGUACCACUUGCCCAUACACUGGCCUUAAAAAUUACCUGCCCCUCAGGAACUUGAUGACAUCCUUAAAAAGCAGGUUGGCACUGAUUCUCUUACUGAGGAUUAUGGCAAUAGUUGGGUAUUGUGCACUCUGAAAAAGAUAGAGGUUUUUCAUUAAAGGGAAUAUAAUUUGAGGAUUUGAGGUGUGUUCUUACAAAAUUUUAGUUAGGCACCUGACAUGUAGAACAAAGAAUACAAUCCUGCAAGAUGACAAAUCAGUAUUGAAAAGGCACAUUGCAUUUGUUCAGUUAUUCUUAGGUAUUCUCUAGAAAAGUAUUUCCAUCAAGGAAGGCAUUUGACUUUGGGAUUUUUAUGCUGAAAAAACACGGGUUGUUUAAUCGUAUGGAUAUAAUAGAUUAUGGAAGGCGGUGUGGACCUGUGAGAUUAUGUGCAUGCUUAGGCAAACAUCCAACCCUGUGUGUAUAUUUCUUGUACCACAGAUCAGAUUUAAUAGCCAAAGAUUUAGCUGAUUAUUUUCAAUCAGUUUGAAAUUUGUCACUUCUGCAUUGCUAGCCAUGUCCAUCUGCCCUUUCUUUCCUAUUGCUUGGACCCAUGGAACAGGCCUGGCACAGACCGAAAGGGGGUGGGAAGGGAGCAGAACUGGGUUAUUACCCAUUUUACCACACACUGGAACUCCAUCAAUGCCACUGGAAGUCCCUGUUCCAUUCCCCAUCCAUGCCAGAGAGGCUGAUUUUCAGGAACUGUUCAGAAGAGUUUCUGAAAAUUGGCCUCUGGGGGACGGAUGGGGAAUGGAACAGGAACUUCCGGCACCGUUGGUGUUCCAGUGUGUGGUAAAAUGGGUAAUAACCCCAUUCCCCUCCCUUCCUGCCCCCUUGCAUUCUGCACCAGGCCUGUUUCCCAGGGCCCAUGGGAUGAGGUCAUACAUUUCCCUUAGGAUGCUUUCACCAGCUUUCUCUUUUUUAAUUGCCCUAUAUAUAACCCUGCAACAUGAUAGGCUUCAGGCCAUGUUGGGAGCAUGUCGUUUACAUUACGCACGCCCCGAGCAUGGCCUGACACCAUGCCAUCACAGAAAAAACCAAGCCAAGAAGGAGCAGAUAGAAUAGCAAUAGCAAGUAUAUUCCUAUACUACUUAUCAGUACACUUAAGCACUC